Spinacia oleracea (spinach) is the source of this 1386-nucleotide messenger RNA. Its product is annotated as 3-hydroxyacyl-[acyl-carrier-protein] dehydratase FERN, mitochondrial. Lineage: Eukaryota; Viridiplantae; Streptophyta; Magnoliopsida; Caryophyllales; Amaranthaceae. The transcript has 6 exons. Gene Ontology annotation, molecular function: (3R)-hydroxyacyl-[acyl-carrier-protein] dehydratase activity. Gene Ontology annotation, biological process: fatty acid biosynthetic process. Gene Ontology annotation, cellular component: mitochondrion. The coding region runs from base 366 to 845 and encodes 159 amino acids. The record is from RefSeq and is a predicted model, not a curated record.
GGUUAAUUUGAGCCCCACCUACCUUUUUUUUUAGGAAAAAAAAACCCCUCCAAUCUGCAUCUUCUUCCUCCUCCUCAGUCCUCAAUCGGUCAAUCCUAUCGCAUUCUCAUACUCUUAAACGCUAACAACAAAAGCAGCGUCUCUUGUAAUUGGAGUUGUAUCAUAGUCGUCGCCGCCUCUGCCGACCACCUCCCCUUCUCUGGUGCUGCAAUUUUUGGAGCAAGAAUUCGGGACAUCAGACAAUUACUUAAAAGGCAAGAUUCUUGCAGACCUUAAACUGACAAAGUCUUGAAGUUCAAAAGAGUUGCCAACAGAGUUGAGCAAACUGGGGAAAUUAUUAAGGAACUCAGUGGUAUUUAUGAACGAUGAGGAUGCUAUCCAACCGCCUUGCGUCAAGCUUUUUCUCCUCCUACAAGUAUAGUUCUGAGGUAAAGUCAACUGUGAAAAUAGGAGAUGUUUUACAGCAGCGAAAAAUAUUUACUGAUGAGGAUGUUGUUGCAUAUUCCAAAGUCAGUGAUGACAUAAAUCCUCUGCACUUUGACACCGAGUGUGCUCAUAUUGCUGGAUUUCAAGAUCGACUUGUUCAUGGGAUGCUAGUUGCUUCCUUGUUUCCUCGGAUUAUUUCCUCUCAUUUUCCUGGUGCUGUUUAUGUUUCACAAAAUCUGCAAUUCAGACAACCUGUUUAUGUUGGAGAUGAGAUUGUCGGUGAAGUGCAAGCAAUGAAUAUAAGAAAUUUCAAGACAAACUAUCUUGUGAAAUUUUCGACUAGGUGUCUCAAAAAAGGUAGUCUCCUUGUGAUUGAUGGUGAAGCUACAGCGAUCCUACCUUCUUUGAUUAUGCAAUGACAAGAUGUGAAAUGAAACAACGUUUAUGUGCAUUGUCUCGACUUUUUUUUUUGUGUGUGUUACCACCUGGUUUACCCUUAUGGCUAAUCCGGAUUCAGGGUGAGUUUUCGGUGGAACAUGAACAUCAUCUCAAACUCAAGCACACAAGUGGAAUGCAACAAAUAAAGAUAGCUGGAACAAGAAAGAGACUUCUUCGGCUAAGAAGUCAUGGUCCUACAAAACUUUAAGAGACAGAGCAAUCGGCCCUACCAUGGCGAGGUUAAGAGCACAAAAUGGUGCAUGAACGAACCCAUGCAAUAUUCACCAUCAAAUUUUGAAACCCCAGCCUCGAACAAUGAGCAUUGAACCUCUGGUCAUUCGCCACAAUAUUUUGGUUCUUUUUUUCAGGCAUGUAUAGCCUCUUUGCAGUUGUCAGUUAUGCCUGUUCUGUGCACUUAGUUUCGUGGCUUUUUAACUUGUAUUUUGGUUACAUACUAAAAAUUUCGUGGUUAUGUUUAACUUGCAUCAAUGUUAUGUACAGCUAACAGACUUUGUUGCAGAA